AUGUCAGGCCCUUACAUUCUUCUUCAGUUUGGCUCAGACCCAUUUGACUACAAGCUCGAGGACCUCGAGGGCAGACCCGCCUUCACUAUGUACGUCGAAGGCACCCCGAACGUUGUCAUGCAUAUCGCGCGGGAGGCCGAAUGGAGGCAACAGCACACGACGAUCAUGGGCCCGGACAACUCCUUCCUCUACUUCGGGCCCGAGAGGAUGCCGGGAUACAUGGUGUACGGUAACGGCGCGCAGCAGCCCAUGACCAGCUCUCUUCGGAAGAAAGACUCCAGCGGAUCUCGUUUCUUCACGUCUCAGAGCGGCAAAGAGCUCAAGUGGAAAAUCACGCCACAGAGGAUGGAGUGCUCGGACGGACGCACCUCCGUCGCCACCUGGGAGCUCAGCCAGCCCGAGGACAUGUUUCACGCGCGUCUGACGGUCAAGGCCGCUGGCAUGCCCAUCGUCACCGAGGUCAUGACCACUCUGGCGCUAAACCGGAUGGCGUCCGAGCUUGGCUGGAACCUCGAAUGACCUCAUGACGCAUACACUUUGUAUUUCGUGGCUUUAUAGCACCUUGACAUCCUCACCUCAUCGCCCCUCGCAUUCAGAGCUUCACACCCGGUCACGAGCACUGUAUUCACUCCUGAUUAGUAUAUGUAGUUGCACCGUACCGCUACGACCCGUAGGAUUCCAUACACACGCCCCCCAUACGAUUCAUACGAUUUCCUUAAUCCGAUUUCAU
Messenger RNA from Coniophora puteana RWD-64-598 SS2, 730 nucleotides. RefSeq lists its product as uncharacterized. NCBI's taxonomy places the organism in Eukaryota, Fungi, Basidiomycota, Agaricomycetes, Boletales, Coniophoraceae. The coding region runs from base 1 to 519 and encodes 172 amino acids. The transcript has 4 exons. The record is from RefSeq and is a predicted model, not a curated record.